GAUGCUAUAAAUCAAGCAGACAAGCGGCCAUGCAUCGUCUAACAGUCGAAUCCGAUCCCAAUGGCAAGGAGGACAACAUUGCUAGUCCAACAGAAGUAAUGCACAGUCACGAGAAUAGUCGAAACUUGAAGCAUAUAGUGAAACGAUGGACCAGUUCCGAACGGUUGUGCUAUUCCAUCGAGUUAAUCGCGAAGGAAGAUUUCGUGCUGGACCUAAGUCGACUACAACCGAUGCCGAUGUUCUGCUCGCUACCUUGGAUUUCCGAUAACAACCUCCAGUAUCAGCGCUUCGUCGACACACCGAUGAUGAAGAUGACCGCCAAAAUUGUACCCCACUGCACUGUGAUGAACCAUCUGUCGUGUUAUAACAUCACCGAAACACAGGUGGAUAAAUUUGUGGAAAUGGGCAACUGGAAUCUGUUCGUUAUUCGAGGAGAUACCGUCAGCGAGACUCAACGAUUCCAGCAUUCUUCCGACUUGGUAGAAUAUCUGCGAGACAAAAACAACCCGGAACUGACGAUUGCCGUUGGGGGUUAUCCGUAUGUGCACCCGGAGUCACCGUCGAUGGAUCAUGACGUCAAGUGUCUGAAGAAAAAGGUCGAUCUCGGCGUCGAGUUCAUCCUGACGCAAACACUCUACGACGCGCCCUCCUUCGUGCACUACGUGGACGAAUGUCGCCGUGCUGGUAUCACAGUUCCUAUUGUACCGGGUAUGUUCCUGCCAAGCUCCUACCAGCAGCUGGAAACGAUACUGAGCUUGACCCGUGUAAAUCCCCCUCGGGCGGUGCUAGAUCUGCUGCAAAGUCACGCCCACGACGAUCCGGAUCAGUUCGAGGCUUUUGUUGUGAAACACUUUGGCGAACUAGUGCGGACCCUUCGGCAGGAACGGCCGGACGAGGUGAAGUUGGUGCACUUUUUUACCUUCAAUCGGUUGGAUUUGCUCAAGAAGAUAUUAGAUACAGUAAGUGACUUGCUCUGAAGCUGAUGUAGAAUCCAAUGUAUGAACGUCCAAUGAUGUAAUGAUGAAAAUAAAAUGAAGCGUGAUCAAACCCAGGAUUAUUCGGUAGUUUUAGU
Molecule: messenger RNA, 1072 nt
Organism: Topomyia yanbarensis
Lineage: Eukaryota; Metazoa; Arthropoda; Insecta; Diptera; Culicidae
Product: methylenetetrahydrofolate reductase (NADPH)
Exons: 3
Coding region: 30-977 (315 amino acids)
Biological process (GO): tetrahydrofolate interconversion
Cellular component (GO): cytosol
Molecular function (GO): methylenetetrahydrofolate reductase [NAD(P)H] activity; FAD binding
Source: RefSeq, a predicted model, not a curated record